GCUGGACUGAGCUCGCACUCGCCUGCUUCUGUCUGAAAUCCCCACAUUUUGUUUGAAAUCGUCCUGUUUUAGUCACCCGGUUCGGUUUGAGGAAAUAGACUGGCAGGGACUCGGGGAAGUGUCCCAAUGGUUCAAAGACCACAAUGCACAUCUGAGGCUCCCUUGAGAUGAGGCUGACUGUGUGGGCGAGUCUUCAGCUACUUUUCAGCCCAUAAAAACAUUCAGUGAAGAAACAAAGACUGCAUGAACGGCCUGGGAUCGUGUUUGACAGAAGCGUCGCCAGCUAGCGUGAUAUCGAACAGACGACCUCCAACACUUCAGGAAAGGAAAAAAACAAAAUCUCCGUCGCUUUCAUUCCUGUUUUGCUUGCUCAAAGCAAGCAGGCUUUGACCAAGAUGAACCCGUAUGUCACUUGCCACUUCCGGAGGAAUCUGUUUCCACACUUUCAUUUGUUGUAGGUCCAUGCAGGGAAGACAUGGCGUGUCCCGUGUAUGUCCGCCUUUCAUCCGUCCUUCUGGGAGUUCCAUUGGACAGAUUUCUUCUAUAGAAUCAAGGAUUUGACGUUGCAAAGUCUUGAUACUUAUCCGUGUUCUGUGGUGGAGUGCUGGGGAAACGGUCUAUGCUCGGUAAAUACCAAGUCUUGUAGCUUGUCUUUGUUUAUUUGGUCAUCAAAUGCUUGCUUCUUAAUCAUGUUGAAGGUUCUAUCCCAUUUCUGGAUUUGAUAUGCUUGUAAUUUUCCCCUCUGUUGGAAAUUCUGACGUCCAGGUGCUUAUUGAAAGCGGGAAUUGGAGGUUUCAAUUUGGCAAAGGACUUCUUCAGGUGACCCGUGUACUUAGCUUUCUCCCAUGCGUCACAAACGACGCCAGACAGUUACGAGUAAUCGCUCUGUUUGCUUCCUUUGGUGUCUGAUCAGGCGAUCGGCGAGGUCCAGUUGCUGAGGUAGACGCACACUUCUUCAGGUGAUCUUUAUUCGUGGUGUCAUGUAGCUAAAUAGCCGCAAAGCUAAAGUAACACAGGCCCAGAGCCUCUAAGACAAAAUGUGGACUUGUUCGAGCCGUGACAUGACCGGACAAGAAACAGAAAAUGUGCACGAAUGAAUGAGUAUUUGAUGCACUCACAUGGUGUUCCUUUCCCCUCAUGCCAAAACCAAGGGCUGGGAGAGCAGCAAGAACUGUAUCGUAAGAAGUUUUCUUCUCACCUGCAUGCUAGGUAUUUCAACAUAACUUCUCCGAUUUAUUGAUUUGUCUGUUUGCAGUCACUCCCAAAGUCUGUGCAAGAGCUAGUCCUGGUGCCUGACAAUGGCCUCCCGUGUGCUUUUUUUCAAACCCCGCAUGCCUUGUCCAGUCCUCGGAUUGGUAAACACUUGCAUUUAAUUGUAUGCUUUUCCCAUGAAUGCAACUUAUACUUGAUCCCAGACAGUUUUUCUGUGAGACCUAUGCAUGAGAGGAUUGAUUGUACUGCAAGCAAGCGGGGACAGGACACACACAACAUGUAACGGACCAAUGGCCUUAGAGGGAAUUACAACCGGACAGCAUGGGUUGUUAUUCUGCUGAAAGACACCACUGAUACGACGACAGGUGACUUGGAGGACUUUGACAAAACGCCGCAUGAUGGGCGCAGCCCGUGUGAAACGGCGCUUCAGUGCUGUGGUGGAUGGGCCAGUGGAGGAGGAGGAGGUCAUGAGGCUGGCACAGAGUGAAGCAUGUCUGGCUCAGGCAGAGGGUAGCCCAACCGGGUCCGGCAGCCCGACACACGCCAUCAAUGGCAAAGCCCUGCAUCUUCACAGCAGAACUGAUGCACGGAGGCAGAGUGUUACCGGAGAGUCGGCCGAAGGAGAAGCCGGAGAAUGCUCAGACCUCAGGAAGGGAAGAGGAAGUAGUGGAGGAGGAAGAGGGGUAGACUGGUCGGACCAGGAUUCCCUAUCUUCUCCCUCUACCACAAGCCGCUGGCGCACCAAGCGUGCUAGCCGCCAGCCCCGAAAGCGCUUUGUGGACAAGGACGGACGCUGCAACGUUACCUUUGUCAACAUGAGCGAGAGGGGCCAGCGGUACCUCAGUGACCUCUUCACCACCUGUGUGGACAUCCGCUGGCGCUGGAUGCUGGUCAUCUUCACGCUCUCCUUCCUUCUCUCCUGGCUGCUCUUUGGAUUCGCCUUCUGGCUCAUUGCCUCCGCGCACGGGGACCUCUCUGUACGCCUCGCCCCCGUCCCCGGUAGCGUGUCGGCAGGGGCCGGCCCCGGGGGAGAGGUGGCAGUGGAGGAGCCAUGCUUUCUCCAAGUGAACAGCUUCAUGGCGGCCUUCCUCUUCUCUUUGGAGACGCAGACGUCAAUCGGUUACGGAUUCCGAAGCGUGACCGAGCAGUGCCCCCUGGCGGUGAUGGCGGUCAUUUUGCAGUGCAUCGUGGGCUGCAUUAUUGACGCCUUCAUCAUCGGGGCGGUCAUGGCAAAGAUCGCCAAGCCCAAGAAGCGCAACGAAACUCUGGUUUUCUCCAAAACGGCUGUAGUGGCCCUGAGGGACGGGAAACUGUGCAUGAUGUGGAGAGUUGGAAACCUGCGAAAGAGUCAUCUGGUGGAGGCACAUGUCCGAGCCCAGCUGUUGAAGUCGAGGGUGACGCCGGAGGGGGAGUUCCUUCCACUGGACAACCUGGACAUCAAUGUUGGUUUUGACACUGGCACUGACCGCAUCUUCUUGGUGUCGCCGGUCACGAUUGUCCACGAGAUCGACGACCAGUCUCCUUUCUUCGAGAUGGACCGCAAGACCCUGGAAAGCGACAGCGGGCUGGAGGUGGUGGUGAUACUGGAGGGAAUGGUGGAGGCCACGGCCAUGACCACGCAGUGCCGAAGCUCCUAUCUGGCAUCCGAAAUCCAGUGGGGUUAUCGUUUUGAACCCGUGCUCUUCGAGAAGAGGGACCGCUACGAGGUGGACUACGCGUUCUUCCAUCGAACGUACCAGAUCCCCGACACACCUUUGUGCAGCGCUAAAGAGCUGACGGAGCUCAAGGUUACCCCAAGCUGGCGCUCGUCCUUCUGCUAUGAGAAUGAAGUGGCCCCUGAGGCGGAACCCCAACGGGACCCCGAGUGUCCUGCCCCAGGGGCCACCAGACCGGCACAGCAUCUCCACUACUAGUGAGGAGCAUCCUGGAGGGAAAAGUGCGGUUCGCCUGAGACGUGGUGACCC
Entelurus aequoreus (snake pipefish) is the source of this 3176-nucleotide messenger RNA. It is a transcript of the gene kcnj14, whose product is annotated as potassium inwardly rectifying channel subfamily J member 14. Gene Ontology annotation, cellular component: plasma membrane. NCBI's taxonomy places the organism in Eukaryota, Metazoa, Chordata, Actinopteri, Syngnathiformes, Syngnathidae. Gene Ontology annotation, molecular function: inward rectifier potassium channel activity. The coding region runs from base 1608 to 3125 and encodes 505 amino acids. Gene Ontology annotation, biological process: potassium ion import across plasma membrane; regulation of monoatomic ion transmembrane transport. The record is from RefSeq and is a predicted model, not a curated record. The transcript has 5 exons.